This is a messenger RNA of Lactuca saligna, 561 nucleotides long. The record is from the annotation of a GenBank genome assembly. NCBI's taxonomy places the organism in Eukaryota, Viridiplantae, Streptophyta, Magnoliopsida, Asterales, Asteraceae.
AUGCUUGACAUAAUUCAAGGUGUUUUGGAAUCUUCUAUUCCAAACCAAGGGGGAGAACUGACAAAGACUUUUGGUUCUGGUAAAGGAGCUGAAGAAGAAGAUGAAACUGACAAGUUAAAGUGUAAAGCUCGCGAUACUGAACAAGAUGAAAACUUGCGAGUCGCUAAUGAGGUUGAGGAAAAAGAGAAGACAGCUCGUGAAGCUAAGGAUACAUUGAAAACUCAAAAGACACUUUUUCCUUUAUGGACAUUAGAGCAAAUUCUAAAUGAGGCCAUCGAUUACCCGAAUGCUUAUUCGUUAGAGCCUGUUGCUUUUGACAAGAUUGUGAAUGCUCCUAUUCCAAAUUAUGAUGUUGAUCAGGCACUCUUUUCGUUUAAUCUAAAGCAUAUUAAGCCUCAAUACGAAACAUGGAGCUCAAAAAAGAUCACAGUGGUCAAGGUGUUCGAACCAAUUGAAACUGAGAGCUUUCUCAACGCUCGUUUCAAGGUUGCUCAUGGUACUGCGAGUUCAACGUUAGAAUUUAAUCUCACAGAUAUGACCUACCUCAAUCCAUUAAUUUAG